Sorex araneus (European shrew) is the source of this 5261-nucleotide messenger RNA. It is a transcript of the gene RMDN2, whose product is annotated as regulator of microtubule dynamics 2. NCBI's taxonomy places the organism in Eukaryota, Metazoa, Chordata, Mammalia, Eulipotyphla, Soricidae. The record is from RefSeq and is a predicted model, not a curated record. Gene Ontology annotation, molecular function: microtubule binding. Gene Ontology annotation, cellular component: mitotic spindle pole; cytoplasm; spindle microtubule. The coding region runs from base 197 to 1474 and encodes 425 amino acids. The transcript has 12 exons.
GCCCGCCCGGCGUCGCCCGCCCACCCGCGCGACGCUCAGGGCCCCGCCGGAUGACAGCAGGGAGGGGCCGGUGCCCGGGUCCCCCGGGGACGCCUGCGACCCCCGCCGCGCGCGCCUCCUGGGUCCGGGCUGCGGCGGUGCGGGACGGACGGGCGCGGAGCUGUGCGCGACCCCGAUCGCCGAGCAACCCCAAGAGAUGCCACGAUCCACAAGAAAUGAACUGGUCCUUGGGCUCUUGGUGGGGACAGCCGGCAUCAGCCUCUUCCUGUGGUACUGCCGGGGCCGCAGACCUCGGGCCUCGGCCGAGCCACCUGUUCGUCUCCCUCCGGGCCCCACACACUGGCCCCACAAACCUCGCGGAGGCCCCGAAGUCAUGGGCGUCUCUCAAGGCCAGCAACUACACAUACUGGACAAGCUGGAUGAACUGGUGACCCAUCUGGAGGCCCUCCGAGCGGAGGUCCGGGCCUUGAAGGAGGCCCUCCCCAGGCUGGAGGAGUACAUACAAGGGGAACUGGGUGGGAAGGCGUCACUGCCCAGGGCCAGCCCCCAGCACAGAGCCAGGAAGAGGCGGCCGGUCCCUGGGCAGCAGCACCCAGCCACCAGCAACAGCUCAGAGGAGGCGGAAAGUGAAGGAGGAUACAACACCGCCAACACAGACACAGAAGAGCAGGACUUCCCCGUCACGAAGCAACUCAACACCUACAUAGAAGAAUUAAGCUUGGAUGACCUCCUCCGGAAGGCCGAUCAUUUACGGACCAAUGAUUCUGGCAAGAAGGAAAGCUUUGAGCUACUUUAUUACCACAGAGAGAAGUUUAGAGAUGAAAUCGAGUUUAUUUGGCGGUUGGCUCGGGCUUACGGAGACAUGUGUGAGCUAUCUACGGAUGUAGGUGAGAAGAAGCAUUAUGCUAAUGUCGGGAAGACGCUGGGCGAGAAAGCAGUUUCCCAGGCGCCUACGAAUGGAUACUGUCACCUGUGGUACGCGGUUUUGUGUGGCCACGUGUCUGAGUUUGAGGGUUUGCAAAACAAAAUCAACUAUGGACACUGCUUCAAGAAACAUCUAGAUAAAGCAAUCGAGUUCUUACCUGAAGAGCCCUAUUUGUAUUACCUCAGAGGAAGGUACUGCUACGCUGUGUCGAGGCUGAGCUGGAUCGAGAGGAGAAUGGCCGCCACUCUGUUCGGGAUAAUGCCGACCUCAACCGUCACGGAGGCGCUGCAAGACUUCCUGAAGGCUGAAGAGCUAAAACCUGGUUUUUCUAAGUACAAUUACGUGUUCUUGGCCAAGUGUUACGUGGAUCUCGACAGCGUGCCUGAAGCUCUGAAGUUCUGCGACCUGGCGCAGUUGCUGCCUUGCGUGAGCAGAGAGAAUAUGAGAUUGGAGCAGAUUAUGAGAUCAAGCUGUUUUCUGCCUCGGACACAGGAUGAAGAAGCCGAGUCGCAGGCACGAGCCAUGCUCGGCUCCUUGUCAAAGAGGUAAACACCAACUGGACUCUCCAGCCAGUCCCAGGUGGCCCUGCUGUGCCCGAGAAGUGGCCUCAGGGCCUGAGCCCAGGGUCCACGUGUGCGUGCGGGACCCCCGGUUCAAGCCCCGGCACCACCCACUCCCCCCAGCACUGCCAGGUGGGCCUCUCGGCACUGAGCGCCACUGGGUAUGGCCCCAAAGCCAAACUUACACAAUCAAAAAUCAAAAAAAAAACAGAAGCCAACAGCUGUUGUCGACUGACACUGGCCAGGACCGUGAUCUUCGUCGACCUUCCCCUUGCUCGCUCCAAGGGCGGCGGGCUCAGAUCUGGAAGGAAAAUGCUCCUCUGGCCAGUGUUAGCACAGGUUACACACAGUGAAUCACGGUCCCUGAAAGCUACCUGCUACCAUGUCAGUACAAAACGAUCAUUAAGCGUGUAAGCUUUGUAUUUUUCCUAUCAGUAACUAGCAUUUGGACUAUUUCUGGAAAUAAAUCAUGAAACCAAUGUCAUAUAAUUCACUCUGCUGCUUCAAUGAGGACUUUCCAAAUCAAAGAAUCCCCUUGAUGCGAGUGCGAAAGGGGAGAAAGGCCAAAGGCGUGAGGGAGUUGUUGCCAGGAGAGCACCCGGACGUGACCGUCGUCGGGGACGAGUACCGUGCAGAGACACUGAAUCGUCAGAGCAGCCGCGGGCCGUUUUCUUGCCACUCGGUGCUGGUAGGAACGAGGCCGGGCGUUCUCAACACGGCUGUGGGAAGCUCUUCAGCACAGAUGUUUGCUCAGACUACAGGAUGCAUCAGCUCUUUAACCAGGGGGCGUUUAGCUGGGCCCCACUUCAUCUCUUUGUCUGAGGGAGCAGCAGGAUGGUCAUUCCCACCAACCCCCCUCCGUGGCCAGCCCUUCCCCACCCUCUGUGCACGCGGGCCACUGGGGAGCCCCCGCUGCCCCCAGCUCAUCCCCACCGUGAUGACUGCACAGACGGGGCCUGGGGCAUGCGGGCCACCGAGGCUGGGCCCUUUCGGGGCGGGCCCAAGGCCCGGGGUCAGGGCCCAGCAACCCCGUCUGCUGCCCUAAAACCCAGGCAGGGUGACCGCUUCCGGUACGGAGGCCACAGUGCCGUCUCACUUCCCGACGCCAGACUGCUCUGCACGCGCCGGCUGCGGUUAGAGGGAACGGGCCGGUGUCAGUGCCCGCCUGGGAGUCCCGGGGAGCAGCUACCCUCUCCGCCGUACGCCGGCAAACACACCCGCAAGCCCGGCUCCCGGCAGCGGCCGCGCAGAGCCAUUGCCCCAGGAGAACGGAGUGAGGUGCCCCCGGACCUGCCCAACCCUGCAGCCCCCGAAGAGCCACACGCAACCCCGAGGGCCUGGGCCAGCUCAGGCUCCGUGAGAGCAGGGCUGGGGCCCCACGCGUUUGCGCUCAGGAGGCCCCCUCACAAAGGCAGGUGCUCUGCCCUGAGCCAGCCCCCCUCCGCCCAGGCUCCCUGGCGGGAUUGGGGCGCACCGGGGCUCCUGGUUACCCAGGGGUCUCUGGCGUAACUGGAAUUCGGUGUGGGGGCGUGUCGGUGCAGAUGUGACUCCACCAGCAGGGGACGCCCGCGUGCUGCAGCGCCCUGAGGGCAUUGGCCCUUCCUGCCCUGCCCCCUCCCCCGGGCACCCUGCGUCCCUCAUAGCGAUGCCCCAGAGGGGCUGUCCCGCCAGCAUGGACAGGGACAGACACAGGAGACAGCAGCCUUACGAGGGACCCAGAGGAGUCAGAGGUGACUCAGAUGGGGACCUGAGGGCUCCCGGGGUGCCCUGGGCAGGGAGCCGGGGUGGCCCCUGCACAGACUGUCAGGACCCCUGUCCCCCGAAAGGACUGAGCCCCCAGGCCUGAGCUGCCUCACCCGGGGGCUCCCUCACACCCGCGCUGCCCCCGUCUCAGGGUGCUGCCUCCGUUGGCGACCUCACAGCAGCACAGAACUGGACUCCGAGGAAGCAUGGCCUGGGCACCGCCCAGUCCUGCCGUCUGUAGGAGGGGCCCUAGCCCGGGAAGCGAGCGUCUCACCAGCCAGGUUCCCUGACACGGGGUCACAGUGGCAGCAGCAAGGACACCUCGGCACACGCCCGACAGCGACCCAGUGUGUGCUGUGACCAACACAGAAAGGGGCCUGUGUCCACACGCACAAAGGAGCCCAAAGUCCUGGGCAGUGCACUGCGGGGGCGGGGUGCCCCGGGGUUCCCGGACGACACCGAGGGCCGGGUGCUGUCUUCAGGCCAUCAGCUGUGCAGACACGGGGCGGCACGCUCAGCUCCAGCGCGACCGCUGGACUUGAUGCGGUUUACACUCACUCACCAAAGACACCCGCGGGGUGGCGGGGAGCUGAGCGCGAGGGUCAGCUGAGGACAGAGCAGCCUGAGGGCGCAGGCAGGAGGGCGUGUGUCCACGCAGCACCUGUCCACGCAGCACAGCCACACAGUGCUGCGUGGCGCCCGUCCACACGGCGCCCAUCCACACGGUGCCCACCCACACGGCGCCCACCCACCCUUUGCUGGCUCAUCCACACCAAGCACAUCCGCGUGGCACAGCAUUCACCCGGGACUGCAGUCGGCCUCCGGAAGGGCCAGGCAAAUGGCCAAGUCGCUGCGGUACAAAGGGAAACACCUCAACAAGAACGACUGUGCACGUGAUUUUGGUGUUGUGGUAACGGUGCCAUGUGGUUUCCCCUUCCAGGACACACUUGUUUGGUCUAGUAGGAGCCCCACACCGGGUCCACAUCGGCGCCAGGUGAAACCACAGCGGCCGUGUACGCAGGCAGGAGAAGCGCAAAUUCGGGGAAACGGUUGGGGACACAGCUGUCCCCAGCCAGUGACAUCCUGGAAGAAUCCCUCCCCUCUCCCCCCACUCCGCAGAGUGGCAGAACCAGUGACCCGCAAGGCAGCUCGGGCUGCUCCCAACGGGGCGCGGGCGCAGUCACAAGGCUUCGCAGGACAGAGCUAAGUCCUGGACACGCAGUUUGGGAAACCCACGGACACUCCUUUCUUUUGCAUCGGGGUGUGGAACGCGGCUUCUCCGCAAGGCCCUUGAGAGCUUCACGGAACCAGCCAAACUUUGGUGAGCCAGACGCCAUCCCUAGAGGCCGUGGCCUUCACCUUCACGGGGCCGGUCAACCCACUCCCGCGGGGAGAAGUGGAGAGAGGUUUCCUGCAAAGCCUCCAGUCCGUCUCCCACGGCCCCCCGUGGGGUUUCUGUUGGCUUUGGGUCUUGUCUUCCUUUCAGGAGGUGAUGGACACCAGACACCCUCGAAGAGCCUCGCUCUCUCCUCUCCACGAAAAGCGUCAGCACAACUGAUGCCCCUACUCAUCUGUGCCUUAGACACAGCACAUCUGGAGCUGGCUGACGUGGCGAGACGUCCAGACUGGAGCUGCCACACAGCUGCCAGCCAGUCAGCCAUGGUGGGUGGCCGCCCACACAGCGGGCAGUCUCCCUGCUACUGGGCAGGAGGGGCAGAGGUGGGCCGUAAUGUCUGGAAUAGCCACAGCCAAAAAAAGAAAAAAAAUAGAACUUGGGCUGCCUGAAGUCUGUGGUGGACUUGGAACCUUUCAAAACUACUGACCCAGAUCUUUAUUUGUAAAAGGGGCAGAUAUUUUGGGACUGAGCCAUAGGACAGCGGGGAGGGCACUUGCCUUGCAUGCGGCUGACCUGGGUUCGAUCCCUGGCAUCCUAUAUGGUUCCCAGAGCACCACCAGAAGUGAUCCCUGAGUGCAGAGCCAGGAGUAGACCCUGAUCACUGCCGGGUGUGGCCCAAAACAAAAACAAAAGUGGG